AUGUCGGGCGGACACCUGUCGAAGGAGUGCUUCGAGCUCGUCAAGUCCAUUGGCGAGAGCAAGUCGAAGCAGGAGGAGGACCGCAUCAUUCUCCAUGAAGUGGCGCUGCUCAAGCGCAAGCUGAACGAAGUGACGGCGUCGUCCAGCACGUCCAGCAGCCUCGUGAACAAGCGCAAGCGCGAGUUCCUCAUCCGCCUCAUGUACGUGGAGAUGUUGGGCCACGACGCGUCGUUUGGCUACAUCAAAGCCGUCGAGAUGACGGCGAGCACGAACCUCAUGCAGAAGCGCGUGGGGUACCUCACGUGCAGUCUGUGCCUGUCGCCCACGCACGAGUUCCGGUUCAUGAUCAUCAAUCAGUUGCAACGGGACCUCCAGAGCUCCAACCACCUCGAAGUCUGUGCAGCGCUCAUGGCGGUGUGCAAACUCGUGACGGUCGAGAUGGUGCCAGCAGUGCAGCCCAUGAUCCUCGACCUCCUGCGCCACGACGCCGAGCUCGUUCGCAAAAAAGCUGUGAUGGCGAUCCACCGCUUCCACCAGCUGAAUCCAGAGUCCGUCACGGACGUUGGCGUCGCGCUGCGUCGCACGCUUUGUGACCGCGACCCGAGUGUCAUGGGCACGACGCUCUGCAUUUUGCAUGAUCUGGCCGAAGCGACGCCCACGGACCACAAGGACCUGGUGCCUAGUUUUGUCAGCAUCCUCAAGCAAAUCACCGAGCACCGACUGCCUCGAGAAUUUGACUACCACCGCAUCCCAGCGCCGUGGAUCCAGAUUCGUCUGUUGAAGAUUUUGGCAUUGCUGGGCCAGGCGGACCAGCAAACCAGCGAGGGCAUGUACGAAGUGCUGCAUGAUGUCAUGCGCCGGGCUGACACUGGCAUCAACGUCGGGUAUGCGAUUAUCUACGAAUGCGUGCGGACGGUGACGACUAUCUACCCGAACAGUACGUUGCUGGAUGCAGCAGCCGCCAGCAUCUCUCGUUUUAUUUCGAGCGAUAACCAUAACCUGAAGUACCUGGGCGUCACAGGACUUGCAGCAAUCGUGAAAGACCACCCGCGGUAUGCUGCUGCACACCAGAUGGCAGUGAUUGACUGUCUCGAAGACCCCGACGAAACAUUGAAGCGCAAGACGCUGGAUCUACUGUACCGCAUGACAAAUCCUGUGAAUGUCGAGUUCAUCUCGGACAAGCUCACCCAGUUUCUUCGUGAAGCUACGGAUGUUUUUCUUCGCACGGAACUUGUCUCGCGUAUCACGCAAUGUGCUGAACGCUAUGCGCCAAGCAACGCAUGGUAUAUCCAGACUAUGACGAAUGUAUUCGAGUUAGGUGGCGAUCUUGUGCGCUCUGAGGUAGCACACAACUUGCUGCGUUUGAUUGCAGAGGGAAGCGGUGAAGAUGAAGACCAGGAUGUGGAACUGCGCCGCGAUGCAGUGGACACGUACCUCGAACUGCUGGAACGCCCAGUGCUACCUGAUAUCCUCGUCUGCACCAUGGCCUGGGUCCUUGGCGAGUAUGGCUACUUGUCGGACGCGAUGGAGCUCGAGGAGAUCUGCGAACGCCUUGUCGAGCUAGUUGAUCGCCCAUUUAAUCAAGAAGACACCACUCGUGGCUACGUACUUUCGGCAGUGACGAAGAUCACCGCUCAAAUGGGACACACUAUUGAUGUAGCGGACGCUAUGAUGGAGAAGUACAAAACGAGUCGCAGUACGGACCUGCAACAACGCUGCUUUGAGUAUCUCGCGCUCACGAAGAACUUCCCCCUGAUGAACGAGGUGUUCCCGGAAGACGCGAGCUGUGAAGACAUUGAGGUUGACCCCGACCUCUCCUUCCUUACGAGUUUUGUCGAGAAGGCCGUUGCUCAGGGCGCAUCACUGUAUGACCCGCCCGAGGAUUCGGAUGACGAAGACGAGAGCUAUGGUCAUCGUCGCAAUGGCGGCGAAUCGAACCGACUGAACUUCGAGGCAUACAAGAAGCCUGAAAUUCCGUAUCCGACCAAGCUUCCACUUGUGGACCAGCAAGGAUCGUUCGGGGUCAACAAGUGGGGUGGCAAUGGGGGCCAGGGCGGCGCGCCCGGCAUGGGCAGUUCUGCUGGCCCAGACCCUGUUGGAGGCUUCGGUGCUGGAAAGCGCGGAGUUGUCAAAAACGUGUGGGGCCCUAUGGGUCUGACAACGCCCGACAACCUCGCACCUGCUCCACCUGGAGCUGGCAUACCAGUGGGCACUGGCCCGUCCGAUCCGUACAACCAAGGUGGCCAGGGUAUGUAUGGGGGACAAGGUGGCUAUGGCGCGCAGCCUGCCUAUGGCGGCCAGGGGCCAUACCCUCCCCAGUCUUCUCAACAACCACCGCAGCAACAGCAAGAGUAUGCUGGUUCCAGCAACUACGAUAACGACGAGCCCUCGAGCGAUGACGAAGCGAGUGGCAACGUCGACGAGCGGCAGAUGCUAGCUUCGGCUAUCUUUGGCGGCAUUCCCGGUGCACCGGCUCCAAUGGCCGGGGCUCGACGCGUCGGGUCGAACGCACGCUCCACGAUUACUGCCACUCGUCGAACAAGUCGUACUUCCACGCGUCGUGCAUCGAGCCGGAGCGACCAGCAGCAGCAGCAGGAUCCUCCAGCGCAAGCCUCAAUGGAACAAGCUCCGCCUCCACCACAACAGCGCGCGAAGGUCGAAAUGGAUCUGCUUGAUAUCUCAUUUGGCGCGCCCGCAGCUCCACAAGGAUCAGUUGCGUUCCAGCAGCCGCUAGCGCCACUACAGCAUCACCAGCCGCAGCCAAUGACACCGCUGCAGCAGCAUCAGCCGCAGCCCAUGGCACCGCUACAGCAGCAUCAACAGCACCAACAGCAGCAGCAGCCGAUGAUGAACGCAGACCCGUUUGGAAUGGGCCCACCACUUGCACCCGCGCGUGUUCCCGAAGGUGUCUCGCCAGCUGCUUCUAUCGAUCCUUUCGACAUGUCGGGACUUGGCUCUAGCAUGAAUGGAAGAAGCCCUGCCAAUAGUUUGGAUAUGCUCGGCGGCAGCAGCAACAGCAACACGGGCGCUUUCCUGUACAACGGCCGGCAGCUGGAGCCCUGGCAGAUCACUACGCAGGACUUCGGUAGUCGCUGGGGCACCUGCCCGUGCGAGAAGAAGACAAAGGUGAACCCGAGCGGCAUUCGCACCCUCGAGGACUUUAUGGGUCGCAUGCACCUGUUCAAGGUGCACACGGUCGAAGCCAUUCCGACAACGAACGAAGCGAUUGCAGCUUGCCGUCUGGUGAACUCGGAGCACGUGGGAUUGAUCCACGUAAAGGUCCGGAGUGGCGGCUUUGUGGACCUGACGGUCCGCACGGCUGACAUGGACUUUACGGACCAGCUCCUGGACGCCACAGCCCAGCGACUGAAAUAA
Hyaloperonospora brassicae is the source of this 3375-nucleotide messenger RNA. Lineage: Eukaryota; Oomycota; Peronosporomycetes; Peronosporales; Peronosporaceae. The record is from the annotation of a GenBank genome assembly.